AUGGAGGAAUUGCAGACAGUAAAAGCCCCAACCAGGAGUCACGCAUGCCAAGUUUGUUGUGUAGCUUCCAUGUCCCUUGCUACCUUUGGCUGCAACAACACCGCUCUUGGGUGUGCUCUGGUCCGGGUUGCGCUGCAAGGGCAGACGAUCACGGCUGCGCCGGUGCUUCAAGCGCUGAUGGCCUUUUCUUCGCUUCACCGCUACGGCCUGCAGUCCCAAGCUUUGGAGCUGAAAGUCGCUGCGCUGGGAAGUCUGGCAAAAGAACCAGGAGCGCCGAGUUUGGGGGUGGAGGCGACCCUGCAGCAUGCCGCCACGGGCAUGCUGCUUUGUUCGUUCGAGAUCCACCAGUCGUCUUGCACUUCGGGCCACUGGCCCUUCUACCUUCAUGGUGUCAAGGCGGUCUUCGGCGCGUGCUCUGUUAAGAUGCUGCAUCAGCUUGGCCCCGAUGUGGCCGUCCUGCUGGACUGGGUAAACUACCACGACGUUCUCGCUCGUUUUUCCCUACUGCACUGGAGGAAAGGUGGUUCCCCGGACCUACCGCCAACCCCAACAGACCUCUUCUGUUCACAGGUAUCUAAUCUGCCGCCGCCCAUAUUUUGUAUGCUGGAUCUGUUGUCCCAAGUAUGCGAUGCGGUAUCUGGCAGCGCAAUCCUACUCGAAACAAGCGGCGGCGUGGGUGAUUACAAGAGCUUCCUGGAAGUCCUGGACUGGAGGAUUAGGAGCCUGUCGAUACCGAAAAUCCCGGAUGAUGAAAAUGAUGCCUCAGAUGACACCACAUUGGUUAUGCAACUGUACCAACUCGCGAUACUGUUGUUUCUUGACCGAUGUUUUGAGGACCUGAUCGACCAACCAGUCAGGACGCAACAGUAUAUCGACAAAGCAUUCGCUAUCCUCCCUCGGUUGAGCUUCUGCAAGCAGCAAUUCCCGAUUCACGUCAUUGGCUGCGAAGCGCGAACAGAUGAGCAACGGGCCGCCGUCCUCGACGUCAUCUCCAGGACAGAGAAGAUGAGCUUGUCGCGUCUUUGA
Verticillium alfalfae VaMs.102 is the source of this 1026-nucleotide messenger RNA. RefSeq lists its product as hypothetical. The record is from RefSeq and is a predicted model, not a curated record. Gene Ontology annotation, molecular function: DNA-binding transcription factor activity; transcription cis-regulatory region binding. The coding region runs from base 1 to 1026 and encodes 341 amino acids. The transcript is spliced from 3 exons. Lineage: Eukaryota; Fungi; Ascomycota; Sordariomycetes; Glomerellales; Plectosphaerellaceae. Gene Ontology annotation, cellular component: nucleus. Gene Ontology annotation, biological process: positive regulation of transcription by RNA polymerase II.